CCUUCCCUGUAGAUUCCGACUACGCCCGCUACGUCACUUCCGGUACUAACUCCCCCUUCCGUUCGUUCUGUAUGUUUCUUAGGCGGAAGCAGGCCUGAGCAAGUGGGCGAAGUGAGUGAAGCUGAAGCCGGUGUCAAGAUGGCAGGAGCUGAUGGAGACGACUCGUUGUAUCCUAUUGCGGUUCUUAUUGACGAGCUGAGGAAUGAGGAUGUCCAGCUCCGUCUCAACAGCAUCAAGAAAUUGUCUACUAUAGCCUUGGCUCUUGGGGUGGAGAGAACUAGAACAGAACUGCUGCCAUUUCUUACUGACACUAUAUACGAUGAAGAUGAGGUACUUCUGGCCCUUGCUGAGCAGCUGGGAAGCUUUACUACUCUGGUUGGUGGACCUGAAUUUGUCCACUGUCUUCUUCCUCCGCUGGAAAGCUUGGCAACUGUUGAAGAGACAGUAGUUCGUGACAAAGCAGUGGAGUCCUUGAGGAAGAUCUCUCAUGAACAUUCUCCUGUCGACCUUGAAGCUCAUUUUGUGCCACUAGUGAAACGUCUAGCCAGUGGAGACUGGUUCACAUCACGUACAUCGGCUUGUGGGCUCUUCAGUGUGUGCUAUCCAAGAGUUUCUAGUACUGUCAAGAUGGAAAUCAGGCAGCACUUCCGCAACCUGUGCUCUGAUGACACUCCAAUGGUACGACGUGCUGCUGCUUCAAAGCUUGGUGAAUUUGCUAAAGUACUUGAACUGGAGUAUGUCAAAAAUGAUAUCAUUCCACUAUUUACCAACCUGGCUUCGGAUGAGCAGGACUCUGUGAGACUCUUGGCAGUUGAAGCAUGUGUUAGCAUUGCUCAGCUUCUUCCUGAAGAAGAUCUUGAAGCUCUGGUGAUGCCUACACUUCGACAGGCAACUGAAGAUAAAUCUUGGCGUGUCCGCUACAUGGUGGCAGACAAAUUUUCUGAGCUCCAGAAAGCUGUUGGACCGGAGAUCACAAAGAAUGACCUUGUUCCCGCAUUCCAGAAUCUCUUGAAAGACUGUGAAGCAGAAGUUCGAGCUGCAGGAGCACACAAAGUAAAAGAAUUUUGUGAGAAUUUGCCCUCUGAUGGAAGAGAGACAAUAAUCAUGAGCAACAUUUUACCCUAUGUAAAGGAGCUGGUAUCUGAUACAAACCAGCAUGUGAAAUCUGCACUGGCCUCUGUAAUCAUGGGAUUAUCCACAAUUUUAGGCAAGGAAAAUACAAUUGAGCACCUCUUGCCUCUCUUCUUGGCACAGUUAAAAGAUGAGUGCCCAGAAGUGCGACUGAAUAUUAUAUCUAACCUAGACUGCGUGAAUGAAGUGAUUGGAAUACGGCAGCUUUCUCAGUCUCUUUUACCAGCCAUUGUUGAGCUAGCAGAGGACACCAAAUGGAGAGUGCGGCUGGCAAUCAUUGAGUACAUGCCUCUGCUUGCUGGUCAGUUGGGUGUUGAGUUUUUUGAUGAAAAGCUUAAUUCUUUGUGCAUGGCUUGGCUGGUUGACCAUGUGUAUGCCAUUCGAGAAGCAGCAACCAACAAUCUAAUGAAGCUGGUGGAAAAAUUUGGUGCAGAGUGGGCUCAGAAUACCAUUGUGCCAAAGGUUCUGGCCAUGGCAAAUGAUCCGAACUACUUGCAUCGAAUGACAACCCUCUUCUGUGUCAAUGCCCUGUCUGAAGCAUGUGGCAAGGACAUCACCACCAAGUUGAUGCUUCCUAUUGUAUUAAAGAUGGCAGCUGACCAGGUGGCUAAUGUCCGCUUCAAUGUGGCUAAAUCACUACAAAGGAUAGGACCAGUCCUAGAUAGCAACACUUUACAGGCUGAUGUAAAGCCCAUACUGCAGAAGCUGGGCCAGGAUGAGGAUAUGGAUGUGAAAUAUUUUGCCCAGGAAGCAAUGACUAUACUUGUCUUGGCAUAGGAGGGUGCCAGGACCGUUCCCCAACCCCACUGUUCAUUGAGUGUGUAGUAGAAUGAUUGUUUUAAGACUGCAGAACAACCUGUCAAGACCUCAAGGAAACAAAACGGCAACUACUGUUGGAAGGCCACAUUCUCUGCACAUGUGCCUCUUCUUCUAAAAGACUUUCUUUUUUAUUUUCUUUAACUAUUUUAUUUAUACAUUUCCAGUUUCAUGUCUUGGCAUUUCUACUGCAGAAGUCUUAUUUGUUACUGGUGGUGGUUAUUGUAUUAACAGUGUUAGUGGUUCUUGGCAAUGGCAGAAACGUGGUCAGAUUCCUAUAUCAGAGUUGAGGAUUUUUUUUUUUCUGAGGCGAUAUGGGUGCUGAUCUAGAUGUAAAAUUUGGAUUCAAGAGGUCAGUUUAAUCUGUAUUUG
This is a messenger RNA of Nanorana parkeri, 2319 nucleotides long. RefSeq names its product protein phosphatase 2 scaffold subunit Abeta (gene PPP2R1B). The record is from RefSeq and is a predicted model, not a curated record. Gene Ontology annotation, cellular component: cytoplasm; protein phosphatase type 2A complex. Bases 139 to 1908 code for a protein of 589 amino acids. NCBI's taxonomy places the organism in Eukaryota, Metazoa, Chordata, Amphibia, Anura, Dicroglossidae. The transcript is spliced from 15 exons. Gene Ontology annotation, biological process: protein dephosphorylation. Gene Ontology annotation, molecular function: protein phosphatase regulator activity; protein binding.